UCAACGUUUUCAUCUUGGUUGCUCAGUUCCUCGAAUUUUCGUCUUGCCUUCGCCUCUACACUUCCUAUUACAAAUACAAAUUUACACGACAGAAAAGUCUUGUGUGGACCGAAAGCUAAGGUAACCGUAUUCAAACCGCGCUGAUCAAAUCCACAUCUCCCAGACCUCUCGCCCAAUGGGCAAUAUUUGCGUGUGAUUUGCAAUUGUUCUCGUCACCUCACAUGUCAGCCUCGCAAUCCUAUUGUACGUGACAUUGACACCACUCGUUGACCCGAGCAGUGUCUUGCCCAAGCUAAUUAAGCUGUGAGAGAACACACAUGGCAGUCGAGUGCUGCUAAACCUGACAUUGCCUUCUUCUCUUUCUUCCGCUCCGUCUCUUUUUUAGUAGGGGAGUCCUAGUAAGCUUGUCGAUCAGUGCCAUGUCAGGGAGCACCAUGGCUGGCGCGCCGGCCAUGCCGGAAGGCGCCGGGGAUCCAUACGAGCGGGAGCUGAACUACAGCUUCACUGGGCGCGUCGCGCUCACCGUCGUCUUCGUCCUCUUUGGGCUCACCGUCGUCAUCGUCGUCAUGCGCGUCUUGCUCUACGUGUUGGUGUGUCGGUCUGGCCGAGGCGGAGGCCGCGGCAGCGGCGGCCUCGCCGCUGGCAUCCUCCGGUCCAUCAACUCGUUCGGAAGGAUCGGCAGCCGACGGCACGGGCUGGACGCGUCCGCGCUCUCCGCGCUGCCGGUCACCGUGUAUCGGAAGGAGGUCGGCUCCACCAGCGCCGCUGGCGCUGACUGCGCCGUGUGCCUGUCGGAGCUCGCGGACGGGGACACGGUGAGGCAGCUGCCGAACUGCGGGCACGUAUUCCACGUGGAGUGCGUCGACGUGUGGCUGCGCACCAGGACGACGUGCCCUCUCUGCCGGGCAGAGGCGGAGCUGUCCCAGGGCCAGCGGAGCGGCAAGGCGGAGGCGGCUGCGCAGUCGUCGUCGGGCACGGAGCCGCCGCAACCGACGUUGCUUGGUGCAGGAGGAACCUCGAUAGUGACCGUACAAGGUGGCUUCACGGAUACCCAGAGAGACGUGCGGGGAAUCGGCGGCAGGUGCAAAGGUGACCAUCUGGACCGUGCCAGCUCAACGGAGCUCAACACGAGCUAAAUGGGUUGUGUUUGGCCUGAAGGCCGGGCACGCUGGUCGGCACAGCCACUCAUCUUUUAAUGAUACUAUCUUGGUUCUCAUCCCAAAGGUAAAAAAACCACGCUACUGUCUCAAUUCCAUCCGAUCAGUCUAUGUAAUGUUUUGUAUAAGAUUGCUUCGAAGGUGAUCGCUAACAGAUUGAAGAUAGUACUACCUGAUAUUAUCUCAGAGGAGCAGUCAGCCUUUGUGCUAGGCAGGCUGAUUACAGACAACAUCAUCACAGCUUAUGAGUAUUUGCACUUUAUGAAGAGGAAUAAGGCCAAGAAACAUCAAUCUUGUGCUCUAAAGCUUGACAUGAUGAAGGCUUACGACAGAGUGGAGUGGUCAUAUCUUAAAGCUAUAAUGCUAAAACUAGGCUUCAACACCAGAUGGGUGGAUAUUGUUAUGAGCCUGGUAACCACAGUCAGCUUUUCUGUGUUGUUCAAUGGGAAGAAAAUACAACAUUUUAAACC
Messenger RNA from Triticum dicoccoides, 1627 nucleotides. Its product is annotated as RING-H2 finger protein ATL74-like. The transcript has 2 exons. Gene Ontology annotation, molecular function: transferase activity. Gene Ontology annotation, biological process: protein ubiquitination. The coding region runs from base 420 to 1136 and encodes 238 amino acids. NCBI's taxonomy places the organism in Eukaryota, Viridiplantae, Streptophyta, Magnoliopsida, Poales, Poaceae. The record is from RefSeq and is a predicted model, not a curated record.